AUGAUGGGCCAAUGUUUUGGAACCGAAGAUGGAGGUCUUUUUAGUUUUAGACAAAAGCGAGGUUACGAUCGCUUUACACGGUUCGCUCCGAAAAGCAGAUGGUGAGAAUCUCUGUAAAUUGGUGUUGAUUUUUAAUAUUACAGGUUGAUCUUACAUAGGCUAUGUACGGCAUUGUUCACUUGAAAUUGAAUCCUAAAUACGUAGUCAAAGGUACAAUAAUCAUUUUAAACCCUUUGCAACAGUCGUUUAAAAUAGUUGUUUUAUUCUGUUGCGAAUACGGUAUGUGUUUGGGCGAAUAUUUAAUCCCCUGAGUCUAUACGUCGUGUUGAAAAGAAUUUUUGAAAGGCCUUUUAUCACAUCCUUUGUUUAUAUUAAAAUAAUGAUGUAUUAAUGUCAAGUCUUAGGAAAAAAAUCAGGAAAAAUUAAGGCUUUGAUAUUUGUCUUUUACCCAAAUGAUGUUUUAAUCUUAAAUUGGUGAUACAGUACACUGUAUGUGUUAUAAGAAAUUAAGUGUUUUAAAUUUAAUAUGAUUGAGUAUGCAGCAAUAUACUACCAACAGUCCAGCGUUACUGCUGUUAACUUAUAUGCUGACAACAGUUCAUUGUAUUGAACAGUUGUGGGGUUUGGAGACAGCCAACCGUCAAUGGAACUGACUAAGUGUCAGCCAAUAUGUACCCUGGUCCCAAAGAAGUUUCUGGAAAUUUUCUCAGUGUGAAAAAGAAUGAGCACGCGAAAGCAUGUGCCAAGGGUAAUGACAUUAUUACUAAUGUCAUUUCUGCCAAUCAGCAUUACACGUCGACUUUUUGCGAUGCAGAUAUUUGACGCAGGCUAAAGAAGAGAAAAUCUUUUAUUACCUUGGACUUGAACCUCACUUUCAUGUACACAGCAGGGUAUGGAUUGGUCGAUAUUCUUACAAACAUGCGAAUAAAUUUGAUUGGGUUAUGUAAUUAGAACUGCUGGGGGACAGUGAGCAUAUAUCUCGUUGCAGUUCUUAGGGUAAUUUUUGCCUCUCUCUACAAGCAAGGGAAAUUGUUUGCAAAAUAGUGCAUAGGGAAUUGCACAUGAUGUAUGUUUUACAUACACGUUCAAGAUUUGCUUGUGUUUCUGGAUUCUGUUCCCAAAGGAAUCUUAGAGGAAAUUUUGGCUUUGCUACUUGAGGAGUGAUUGUCUCAGCGUGUAUUCAAAGAAUUAGCCUUGCUUGCAGUCGUAUGGUAAGGUUGUGUUCGCUGUACAGCCAACCAGACAUAUGAAGUCAAUGAUAUUUCAGUUGCUGGCUACCAUCAAAGAGUCUGUCACUUAUACUAAGUGGCCAUGGUGCAAAGUUCUCCUUUUCCUCACUUGAUUCUACAAAUCCUGUAAUAGUCUUUCUGAAUAAUUUUGAUUUCAAUGGGUCUUUUACCUGGACUUUCUUUGGAGCGAACCAUUCCCAUAAAUUACGUGCAUGAGGUGUGUCAAGUGAUUAUAAUAAUAUUGUAAUAUCACUCUUCACCACACAUGGAGAAAACUUUCAAGAAAAACGUCUUGGACCAGGGUGACCGAUAUGUGGGCCGCUUAUCGCUGGAGGAUUGGUCAACUUACCAGCUGAGUCUUGGUCAGCAUACAUACAUACAUACAUACAUAAACUUUAUUUAUCCUCGGAUUUUAGUGUAGCUUACAUAGCUAGUAUCUCCGAUCCUAACUAAUUUUAAAAGUUACAACAUAUAUAAUAUAAUAUUAAUUAAUGUAGUAUUAACUAAAACCGUGCACUAACAAUUUGCGCUUAAAUUCACUAUAAUCUACAGUCUUUCUAAAGUGAUCAGGUAGAGAAUUCCAGUACUUGACAGAUGAAUAGCUAAAGGAAUUUAGACCAUAUGUGGUUCUAGACGGCUUAGGAAGUGAUAAAAUAUUAGUACCCCGUAGGGAGUAAGCAGUAGAUCUUAACUUGAUCAGUUGUUUUAAAUAGCACAGAUAUUUACCAAAAUGGAGACAGUUGAAUAUACAAAUCAUCAUAUUUUGUAUCCUCCUGUUGGCUAAACCACGCACACCAGCCUUGUCUACAAGAGCAUCAUAGUUCAAGUCCCAGUCCUUUAAAACAAAUCUUAAAAUACGUCUAUUUAAGGGGUCCAGUUUGACAGAAUCUUCUGAAUUACAAAAGUUCCAUAUCAUUGAACAGUAGUGAAAAUGGGGUAAGAGAAACGCUUUAUAAAUGCGAAGCAUAAUUUCAGAUGAGAUAAGUUUGCCAAAUCUUUUGAAGACACUGAACUGAUUAUUUAUUUUUUUGCAUACAGAGGAUAUGUGAUCCUUGAAAUUAAGUUCAUUGUCUAGAGAUAUUCCAAAAAGAUCCAGGCAUCUUGUGGUUAAAAAGGAGAAAGGGUAAUCGGUUUUGCCAAGAACCAUCCCUUGAUGUUUAGCAGGGUUUGCUUUCAUCCCAUUGUCUUCGAACCAUUUAUUUGCUAUUUGUACAUCAUGAUUGAUCCACCGUUCCAAGGCCACUGGGUCUACAUCAGAUGAGUGCAGUUGGCAGUCAUCGGCAUAAGAGUUUAAUUUUACAGACUUAAUGUGAAAGAUGAGGUCGUUGAGGAACAUGUUGAAAAACAUGGGCCCCAGGACGCUGCCUUGAGGCACGCCCUGCUUCACACUCAUCCAAUCCGAAUAAGUAUCACCAAUUUUCACUCGCUGCCUUCUAUCCGUCAAGUAGUCACCGAUAAGGGCGCAGCUGGAUUCGUGCAAGCCAUAUGCUUUCAGUUUUGCUAAUAGCAAAGCAUGAGGUAUGGUGUCGAAAGCCUUUGACAAAUCCAUUGAUAUAACCGCCACGAUCUCUUUAUUGUCUAGACUGCGCCUCCAGUCCUCAGUCAGCCUAAGUAAAGAUGUCUCACAGCUAUGGUGCCUCCUGUAGGCAGAUAUGUGCAUGUUGAGUAUUGGCUGAUAUCAGGAUUCUCCAGAAGAAAGAUUAAAAUAGUAGACGAAAAAUGUUAAGAAGACAGCAACUGAUUAGAUAGAAAAGCAUGUCUUUUCACAUAUGGCACAGCUGUGCCCUGACCCCUUCCUCCCAUCUGGACAGGACUUUCUGUCAAGCCCUGUGUAUGCCCUCAAGCACCCAAAAUUUUCUUCAGAGCUGCAAGUAGAAGUUGGCCACUAGUUAUCAUCUGACCAAAAACUGACUGUCAAAUAAAUUCCUUUUUGUGCUUGGAUAAAAUAUUCUGACUGUCCACAUGACCUUAGAUCUUCAGACAGUAUUUUACUUUCUAUGCCAGCUGUUCGAUUGAAGACGUUAGGUGAUAGAGCUUUUAUGGUAGCAGCGCCAAGGCUCUGGAACUCUCUUCCAAAAGAACUUUGUGCGAUUACUAAUGUUCACGAACAGUUUUAAGGCGCAUAUUUAGACUUAUCUUUUUGAAACUUUAUAUUGGUGAGCACUUUUAUAUUCAGUUCUUACUUGCAUGCAUAUAUAUUCUUUUUAUUUUAUAUUUUAUAAUGCAUUAUCUUUUAUUUGUUUCUUGUAAAGUAAUACAGUUGUAAUGCGCAGCUGAUCAUUCUCAUGUUAAGCUGCGCACAAUAAGUUCAUAAAUUAUUAAUUAUUAUUAUGAUGUAUGUAUGUACCACAACUUUUCUUGUUUGUCCCUUGACUAGAAUGGAGACCUGGUCAGACUAUUUUUUGCAGGCCUUUUCUUCUUUCUUGUUUAAUUGAGCCUUGACAACUGUAACAAAAUUCUCAAAUCUGAAUUUUGGCUAUCUACAUUGCAUCAGCUGUCCUGAUUUCAGCAUACAUAUAUUAGGACAGUGUGUGUCAUGCCUGAGUUAUUAUACAGUAAACACCAAUAUGGCACAUGCACUUCAAUGGUAUUUUUCACUUCUAGCCAAUUAAAUGUCUCGGAAUAUCUUGUGUUUUAACUUUCAAAAACCUUCAAUAUUACAAAUUUUGAUUUAGUUGUGGUUAGCUCAGUUGGGAGAGCGCCAGUCUGCUGGGAGGUCGCAGUCUGCUGGGAGGUCGCGGGUUCAAACCCCGGCCGGACAAACACUCAAGGUCUUUAAAUAACUGAGAAGAAAGUGCUUCCUUUGUAAUGACAUCUGCAAAUGGUGAGACUUUCUUGUCUUCUCGGAUAAGGACGAAAAACCGUAGGUCCUGUCUCACAGCACUUUCACUGAUCUGUUCUUGUGGGACGUAGAAGAACCCACACAACUGUUCGAAAAGAGUAGGGGACGUAGACCCUGGUUUUGUGGCCAACCUUUACGGGUUAAGGGAUUGGGUAGGGAUGGCACCUUGUAUGAGACCUAUGAGUCCCGUUCGUGCCUAUUACCUCUGGACAGGCCUGUGUCCAGAAAAGCUUGUAAAACUAAUAUUGGUAACAGAACUUUGUCCAAUUCAGUCUGCAAUCAUACACGUGAUUAAACAAGUUGGACUUUUGCUACAUGUAUGCCUGAGCCAUCUGAUUUUCCUAAAUCAAUCGACGUAUAAUUGAUUAUACUAUGAUUACAGGCUGAAUUGGACACCAUUCCAUUCUGUAACCAUUACUAAUUUGCAUUGUAUUUUCUUUGUGAAUUAUUGAUUAUUAUAUAAACAUUCUACAUGACAUGCACUUUUAUUUCAGGAGAUAUGCAGAUGAACACUUGUUAACUGAGAUACAAGAUCCACGCUCUGAUGAAGAACUUGAUUUAUCAGGUUUGGAUGCUACAUGUAACUUUUGCCUCCAAAAUUCAAAGUUGUCAUAGCAGGCAACAAGAGGAGCCCGUAAUCCUAAUCUCCAGGUUGCUAUUAUGCAUGUGCAACAUAUACAGCUAUUUCGAGAAAGGUUGUCGGAAAAAGUGCACGUGACAAGCCCGAAAGGUAUUGUCAGUGGUUUUGAAUUCACUGUUCUUCAAAGAAAUUUGAAAGAAUGGCACGAGAGACCACAGACAUAUGUUUGCGGUUGCUAAAGGAAAGCAACAAACGUAUGUUUGACAGCUACAUUGUCAGGAACGGCGUCAAUCAUAUCCCAUAUUACCUUUCAGGGUUGUUGCGUGCACAUUUUUACCGACAACCUUUCUUGAAAUAGCUGUAUGUAGCCAGCUUCCUUUGGACUUCUGUAAAGAAUGAAUGGAAUUCACAGAAUGCAAUCUGAUCAUGCACAUUUGCACCGUUUAUCACUCGUGAUCUGACCAUGCUUGUUUUCACCAUCUACACAAAUGUAUCUCGUGAAACUUACACAAACCUUAGCGCUAGAGCUACCCUGCAAGCAGAGUCUCCUUCGAUCUUCCUAGAUAAGUCGGGGAAGAUCGAAGGAGACUCUGCUCGCAGGGUACGCUAGAGCAAAAUUGACCUUUGAUCAUUGUUGCCCCAGUCCAUAACCUUCAGUUAUAACUAGUUGCAACGGUUAAAAAAAGUUUCAUUAUUACCUUUUUUUCAGACGUUAGUCGUCCAACUGACCAUCAAAGGCAAAAUUUGCACCCCUCAUACUCAUCAAAUAGCACCACAGGAUUCAAACAAGAAAGGUAA
Molecule: messenger RNA, 5449 nt
Organism: Porites lobata
Lineage: Eukaryota; Metazoa; Cnidaria; Anthozoa; Scleractinia; Poritidae
Source: the annotation of a GenBank genome assembly